AAUGUUUUCAUCCAUUGUGGUACACCUGUGCAACGAACACGCUAACUAGCUCAUGAUGUUAUAAAUUGGAUCUUGAAAAUAAUAGUAAUGGAAAUAAUGAUAUACUACACCACAUUGUUAUGUCUGCUGUCUACAUUUGCAAAGACGCAAUAUCCACCCUACUACCAAAAUCAAUUGCGCACUUAUGACCACUACGAUAUAGGACCGAUGGACAAUAUGUAUGACGACUACGAUGACUCCUCAGAAUGCGAAUGUUCCUGUCAAAUUUGCGAAGACAUCAAGCCAUGCUGCAGGAAUGUGUGCGUCAACUGCUUCCAACAACCACAAUCAAGCAUUGUCAUAGUGCCAUACCCUUAUCCUUUGAUCAUUUCAACUAAACAAAAAGAAACCGCUAGUACACCACAAGCUACAGAACAAACUAUUGCACCACAAGUAACAGAACAGGCAGCAACUGAAGCACCCCCAGAUCCAGAACCAAAGAUAGAAACAACUCUUUCAACGACCACUACCACACUAGAGCCUGAAACAUCACCACCAGAACUAUUACGAAAUAAGGAUGCAUAUAUCAACGAUAUUAUAGCUAAAGCGCCACACAUAAAUGAUAGAAAUAAAUUCGUAUUAACGUCGUUACGUCGAACGAAACCAAAUUGGAUGCCGAAGUACGGAAUCGUGCCUAUACCGGAGAAUUUGGCUGAAAAAUUGAUGUUACAGCUACGUAGCAUGCGGGUGUUGCAUCCACGGAAGGAAACUUUCAAAGCUACAGACACGCUUUCAUCGUUGGAAAAAGCUUAA
This is a messenger RNA of Colias croceus (clouded yellow), 792 nucleotides long. RefSeq lists its product as uncharacterized. The transcript has 2 exons. The coding region runs from base 88 to 792 and encodes 234 amino acids. The record is from RefSeq and is a predicted model, not a curated record. NCBI's taxonomy places the organism in Eukaryota, Metazoa, Arthropoda, Insecta, Lepidoptera, Pieridae.